Messenger RNA from Cuscuta campestris, 1845 nucleotides. Lineage: Eukaryota; Viridiplantae; Streptophyta; Magnoliopsida; Solanales; Convolvulaceae. The record is from the annotation of a GenBank genome assembly.
CGCUCUCUAACUUUACUUUCAUACUUGCGGGCAAAAUUUAUACAACAAUCAAAUAACCGUUGUUUCAAACAAGUAUAUGGACAUGAAAAAAUAAACACUUCAAUUGAAAUGAGAGAAAAAGUACAUGGACAGACUGUGUACUGUCUCGCUACACACGAAAGGAAUUGGGAAUCCAUACAAUCAAUCAAUCUCACUCAUAAAACGAAAAAAAUAAGAAGAUGGCGACAUCCAAAUAGAAUCUACGAUCCAAGGUGAAUGUAGAAUGGUGGCCCGAGGAACAUAAAGCGUCCGAUGUAUCCAUCACACACAAGCUUUGGAUCGCCAUUAGUGUUAGAAACAAGGCCAUCCACUAGAGGGGCGUUUUUCUUUGAGUUGACAUCUUGAACUUCUUUACUGAACAUGCUUCAUCAAUCUGUUGGGGGGAUGGGAGAGACCUGUUCAUGCUCAAAAAUAACAAAAAUCAAAGGGUCAGAUAACACCCUGAUAGGGUUGUUCGUAGGGACAUUUGGGUCAGAAAGAAUAUCAUCAUCCCCAUUUUUGGAACUGUCUUGUGUGCCAUCCAGUUUAUCCCCAAGGGGUAUAGUGUGUGCAUCACCAAGGUGGGGUUCCAAGUAGUCACUUGCAACUUCAUUGGGAGGGGCAGUAGUGGCAUAAUCAUCUGAUUUAUCCACAUUUAAGAGACUCUCAUUUAAAGGGACAAUAUUUUUUGUAGUAGGGACAAUAGUUUUUGAGGCACUCUCAUUCACUACCUCACAUUUGGGGCCAGUAACAAUAGUUUUUGAGGCAAUAGUUUUUUUUGUAGUAGGGACAAUAUUUUUUGUGCAGGCUUCCUUGCCAUUUCCAUUAGCAGAGGUAAGAACCUCAGGGGCAUCAUUAGUGACAAUAGCAUAUGGAGCUAAGGGAGCAAAAGUAAGAUAAACCAGGGAUAACAGGAGUAAAUCCAGCAGCAAGUACAGCUCCAAACUCCAACCCGUAUGUUGCCCAAGCAAUUCUCAAAGUUCUGGAUAUAUCAACAGCCCAAACCCAACACAAAAACCCUUAAAAUUCAGCAGCAUUCCGUGAGAAAAAGGCCACCUGUGAAGAGGUUGUCACUGUCCAAAUCACAGGAAAUAGCCUUAAUUUCAGCAGCACGUAAAAUUCAGUCCAUUGCAGGUCAAAACAGCGGCUCCAGCAAACCUUUUAAGUUCCAAUUUCCUGCCCAGGCACACAGCAAAGUAGUUGGGCAGGUUGGAGGUCCAAACAUCAGCUUUCCUAGGGGUAAUAUCCAGACAGUAGUUUUCCAAGAGUACAAACAUCAGGUCCAAAUCAUUAUCACCCAUGGGCAUUGGACUGCUAGUGCAUUCAUAUGAAAGAUCAGACCAAAAUACCAAUUUAAUUUAACUGGCCACCACAUUGAACAAUCACAGGUCACGCACCAUAGCAAGCCAUCAAGAAAGAGCAACAUAAAUUGGUGCAAAAAUCCAGCAUCAAAAUCUCGAAGUAGUCUCGCCCAAUAAUCAACAAAAUAAAGCAAAAAGGAAAGGUCCAAUAAUAGCACAAAGUAGAAACAUAGUUCAUAUUGUGUACAGUAACCGCACACCCAAAAUCAGUCUUCAAUCACAAGAUUAUUCAUAUGGAAUUGUAAUCCAUGAUAAUACCUUGAUGGACGAUUUUCUCUAUCGGACAAGAGAUGGUGGUGAUAAAUGUUCUCUAUCAUACAAGAGAUGGCAGUGAUUUUGAAGAAGAUGACGGAAAUGUUCUCUAUCAUCUCUAUCGGAGAAAGAUAUUCUGAAGGCCGGGACGGGAUAGACCUAAUUGCCAAAUUGGGGGCACAUAUUAGUCGGGCAAUGAAAAAUCUGGAGGGAU